UUUUUAUAUAUUUUGACUAUGGAUAACAUUGACGAUUAUAUUUUACAAUUGGCAGAUAAAGAUACAUCAUCCAAAUCAACCAGCAAAUCCUCAAGAAAAUCGUCUUCGAGAAAAUAUGCGUCUGACUCUGAUGAAGUUUACUCGGACGAUGACGAUAUUGAUAUUGGUUCUGAAGGAGAAAUAGAUGAAUAUGGACCAGAUUUGUAUAAAGAUGAAGAAGAUCGAAAAAGACUUUUGGCUCUUCCUGAAGUAGAACGUGAACAUAUUCUUAGUGAACGAUCAGAAGAAAGACAACGCAACUUGGAACGUUUAGAAGUACGAAAACUAUUAAAGGAUGGUCAUAGAGGCGAUACAACUCGACGUUCGACACGAUCCAAGGGUUCCGGUACCUCCAGAGCUCUUUCUGAAUUGACAAGAAGACGUGAAGAAAAGAAAUCCAGUCGAUCUAUCAAACGUCAUAGAAGGUAUUCUCCUAGUCCUGAAAAGAAAAAGCGACGUCGAUCAAGUCAUGAAGAACAUAGUGAUUAUGAACAUAGUGAAGAGUGGCCUGAAUCUGAUGAAGAACGUGAAGCGAAGGCAAAGAAACGAGCGCCAACCCUUGAAGAAAUACAAUCCAUUAGUUUCACUCGAAAUAUGAUUGAACAAUGGUUAUAUACUCCUUUCUUUGAUGACACUGCCAUUGGUUGUUUUGUUCGUUUAUAUAUUGGUCCUGAUCCUGCAAAAAAGGUUCCUGUUUAUCGAAUGUGUCAAGUUGUUGAUGUGGCUCCAUGGCACAAGGUUUACAAGAUUUCUGAUGGUGUGUUUAGUAAUCGAGGUCUCAAGGUUAAAUAUGGAAAAUCUGAAAAGGUGUUUCCUAUGGAUAUUAUAUCUAAUCAGCCAGUGACUCAGAGCGAAUAUACACGAUUAUUGAAUGUUUUGGAAAGUGAACGUCUUCGAGCACCAACGAUGGACCAUGUGGAACAAAAAUUGGAAGAUCUCAAGAAAGCAAAGGCAUAUGUUUUGAAUCAUGAAGAAGUAUCGGAUAUGAUUGCACGAAAGCGUCAGGUACAAGGUCAAAAUGUCAGUGUGGCAAUGGAACGUGCAGAAGUCUUGGCUCGAUUGGAACACGCUAAAGGAUAUGGUGAUGCAGAUGAAAUCUCAAGAUUGACAAAACGUUUACAAUCACUGGAUGAAUUGGUGGAUCGUGGUGGAAAUAGUGGAAGUCAGCAACAUAUUUGGGAAGAAAUUAAUAAACGUAAUCGAGAACGCGACAGGAUAGAAUCUCAAGAAGUGGAAUUACGAUUAUCAGAAGAAAGACGCAAAGCAAUCAAAUUGGCUAUGUUACAAUCAUCACAACAAUCAAGUGAAAUUGAUCAAAAAUCUGAAACAAAAAAUGCAACGGUGAUAGUAGUAGCUAGUUAUGAAAAAUUGAUGCGUAGCUUAGGAAAAGAAUUAGCAAUUGAAUUUAUUGAUGAAUAAACGAAUUUAUGAUAGUUUUUGUUAUUGAGCCAUAAAUAGGUUAAUGAUAUGUCGCCAUUUCACGCUCCGGCCUUUUUU
Halteromyces radiatus is the source of this 1536-nucleotide messenger RNA. RefSeq lists its product as uncharacterized. Gene Ontology annotation, cellular component: Cdc73/Paf1 complex. Bases 19 to 1458 code for a protein of 479 amino acids. The transcript has 9 exons. The record is from RefSeq and is a predicted model, not a curated record. Gene Ontology annotation, molecular function: DNA binding; RNA polymerase II C-terminal domain phosphoserine binding. NCBI's taxonomy places the organism in Eukaryota, Fungi, Mucoromycota, Mucoromycetes, Mucorales, Cunninghamellaceae.